This is a messenger RNA of Coregonus clupeaformis (lake whitefish), 5160 nucleotides long. Its product is annotated as tubulin polyglutamylase TTLL4. Gene Ontology annotation, cellular component: cilium. The record is from RefSeq and is a predicted model, not a curated record. Bases 307 to 5160 code for a protein of 1617 amino acids. Gene Ontology annotation, molecular function: tubulin binding; tubulin-glutamic acid ligase activity. Gene Ontology annotation, biological process: microtubule cytoskeleton organization; protein polyglutamylation. The transcript has 21 exons. Lineage: Eukaryota; Metazoa; Chordata; Actinopteri; Salmoniformes; Salmonidae.
GCAGAGCAAAAUUCAGUUGGUGGUGCAGUAAGGGGGAAAAACGAAACGUAACAUAUACUAAAUGGAAACGGAGCGUCUCGGAUUUACCUACAGAAUAAUACGACAUGCUCUGAGAUCACGUUGAGGGAGGGAUUCCCUUGUGGGAAAGACACUUUUAUUUUGUGGAAAGCACCACCACCACCACCACUACUGCUGUUGCCACGCGUCGGACGCAGCCUCACGCAGUGGCACGGUGAUCCCCUGAUUCCCUCAAUUCCCUGAUGUGUCAGCCAAAGUCCAUGCCAGGAGGGUGUGAGAUGGCACUUGAUGGCCUUCAAUGGAGCUGAAGACAAGUUGAAUACAAGGGCCUCCUGCUCCCGGUCAUCAACCUUCACUAUUCGAGCCAAGUCAGCAGUGUUUCAUACUGCUAACAGUCACACUACUCCCCUCAGGCCCAGAGAGAAGAAGCCCCUCCAGUCCUCUGCCAGUGUCCCCCGGGUCGCCAGGGACUCUAUAGGUCAGCUGAAUGACAGGGUGAAUCAGACUCAGAAGAACCAGCUCCAAUGUGCCUACAACCGUUCUGUGCCUACAACCACUAACCCAGGUGACAAGCCACAGCGUCCUGGUAGCGCGGGUGCUAAUUUAGCUAAUGGUCAUAGUAAUGGUCGCUGUCAACCAACUGUUCUCUCUAAGAGUACACAGCUGUCCGGUGCUGCCGUUAUCUCAUACAGACAUAACGCUGGUGUGUUGGAGCCAACCGUGAACAGCUAUCGACCCAGCUGGAACUUGGACUCACUGAAGUUAAGAUCACGGAUCCUGGCCCGCAAAAGAGCCUUGUCACCCCAGCCUGCUCCCUACCCAACGUGUCCCUCUCCACCAAAGGCAGAACGUGUCCCAGACUCGCAGAACAACGCAGCGCCCCAGCCUGCUCCCUACCCAACGUGUCCCUCUCCACCAAAGGCAGAACGUGUCCCAGACUCGCAGAACAACGCAGCGCCCCAGCCUGCUCCCUACCCAACGUGUCCCUCUCCACCAAAGGCAGAACGUGUCCCAGACUCGCAGAACAACGCAGCGCCCCAGCCUGCUCCCUACCCAACGUGUCCCUCUCCACCAAAGGCAGAACGUGUCCCAGACUCGCAGAACAACGCAGCGUCACAGCCUGCUGAAAGCACCAGCAGCACCAGCAGCAGCAUGCCCACCAACCAGUCAGUCCCCUGGACCAGUGGCAAACUGAGAGACAAUAGCAAAGGGGUUAUGAGGCCCACUAUGGGUAAAGUGCCUUCCCGUCCCAGACAGGAGACUACCCAGACAAGAGACUCAGCAAAACCUUUGUCCCCCCUGACCCAGUCAGCCUCCUAUUGCCGAGGGGGGGGCACACUCCACCCCCCCAACACUGUGCCUUUGCAGGAUAAGUCAUCCCACCACCAGGAUGUGGAUCAGAUAUGGAGGCUCCAGGACCCGCGUCAGUUUGAGAGCCUGAUGGCAGCAGACAUGGAGGGUCACCCCCAGGAGAUGGGGUGUUGUGCUGCUGGCCAUGGGGCUCCUGCUGGCCAUGGGGCUCCUGCUGGCCAUGGGGCUCCUGCUGGCCAUGGGGCUCCUGCUGGCCAUGGGGCUCCUGCUGGCCAUGGGUCUCCUGGAGCUCCUCAUAACACAUCAACAGAGACGGUCAGGAAGGUCAGCUCUGAGGUGGAGUUUACUGAGGCGGUGAGGAAGCUGACACAGUCACGGAGCGCGUUCACCCUUCAUCCCAGGAACGGGACUGUUAACGGUGUUACUACUGGAACACCAGGGUCCAGCGUGGAUCCAGUCAAGAUGGGCAAAGCCAUGACUACUAGCCCUGUCACCUCUGUCAGCCACAGGCCUGCUCCAGCCAAACCCUCUGUACCACUCUGCCUUACUAAGAGAGGCCAGGAGACGGAGCCCUCAGUCUCUCCUGUGUCCAUGGAGACCUCCAGUGCCUCCAGCCUCGACAGCAACACCACAACAAACAGUGGUAGCACAACAGCCUCCAUGGCACCUCUACCCCAUGCAGGGAUAACUCCAACCCAGUCCCCUACCCAGGCCAGUGCCACAGCUAGUUUUAGUGCAGGGAUAACUCCAACCCAGUCCCCUACCCAGGCCAGUGCCACAGCUAGUUUUAGUGCAGGGAUAACUCCAAACCAGUCCCCUACCCAGGCCAGUGCCACAGUUUGUUCUAGUGCAGGGAUAACUCCAACCCAGUCCCCUACCCAGGCCAGUGCCACAGCUAGUUUUAGUGCAGGGAUAACUCCAAACCAGUCCCCUACCCAGGCCAGUGCCACAGUUUGUUCCAGUGCAGGGAUAACUCCAAACCAGUCCCCUACCCAGGCCAGUGCCACAGUUUGUUCCAGUGCAGGGAUAACUCCAAACCAGUCCCCUACCCAGGCCAGUGCCACAGUUUGUUCCAGUGCAGGGAUAACUCCAACCCAGUCCCCUACCCAGGCCAGUGCCACAGCUAGUUUUAGUGCAGGGAUAACUCUAACCCAGUCCCCUACCCAGGCCAGUGCCACAGUUUGUUCUAGUGCUAGUUCCAUCCCAGAGAACACUGAGACAGGUUCUGAGUCCGCCUCAGGUUCUCCUCAGAGUCAGAGGCCUUCUGUCACCUCGGUGACCACCCAGAUAUCAGCCAUACACCUGACCAAGGAGAGGAGUGUCCUGUCUCUACAGGGGGGGCACAGCCACAGCCCCUCCCAGUCCCCACCUGUCCUGGAGGAAGAACCUCAGCUCUCCAGUCCACAGAGUGUUGCCAUGCAGGGGGAUGGCGCCAGAGGGGAAGAGGACUAUCCUGAUAACGAGCUGGAGAAUGACUGCAGUGGUGAUGAAGGGUCUGACUGCUCCUCUAUGAAUGAUGCCUGGUCCACAGCCUCCAUGCCCGUCCUGCCAAACAUAGCGGAUGAGGGGGAGCUGAUGAGCUCUGAAUCGGAGGAUGAGGGGGAGCUGAAGCCAGCUCUCGUCCCCAGCAUGUUCCCCUUCCUCCCUCCAACGCUGUACUUCAGCACUGCCAACCAGAGAGUGGAGCCCCUGCCACCGGAGCAGAGGAAGCUGCUCAAAUGGAAGAUGAGCACUGUGACUCCCGCCGUGGUCAAACACACCAUCGCCAGGUCACACUUCAAAGUCACCAAGAAAAGUCAUGAUUGGCUUGGCUGCUGGGGUCACCAUAUGAAGUCCCCUGGGUUCAAGGCCAUCAGGGAAUACCAGAAGUUGAACCACUUCCCCGGUUCGUUCCAGAUAGGUCGUAAGGACCGUCUGUGGAGGAACCUGUCGAAGAUGCAGGCUCAGUUUGGGAAGAGGGAGUUCAGCUUCUUCCCCCGCUCCUUCGUUCUCCCUCAGGACAUCAAGCUGCUGAGGAAGGCCUGGGAGGACAGUGGUAGCAGGCAGAAAUGGAUCAUCAAGCCGCCUGCGUCUGCUCGGGGGAUUGGAAUCCAGGUCAUUCACAAGUGGAGUCAGAUGCCGUGCAAGAGACCACUACUGGUGCAGAAGUAUCUCCACAAGCCCUACCUCAUCAGUGGGAAUAAGUUUGACCUACGUAUCUAUGUGUACGUGUCAUCUUACGACCCGCUCCGGGUUUACAUCUUCCAAGACGGACUUGUCCGCUUCGCCAGCUGCAAAUAUUCCUCUUCCAUGAAAAGCCUUGGCAACAAGUUCAUGCACCUCACCAACUACAGCGUGAAUAAGAAGAACUCUGAGUAUCAGAGCAACGACAGUGACAAGGCCUGCCAGGGGCACAAGUGGGCUCUGAAGGCGUUGUGGCAUUACCUGGGUUCUAGGGGGGUCAACACUACGCUGAUCUGGGAGAAGAUCAAGGACAUCGUCAUGAAGACCAUCAUUGCGUCUGACCCGUAUGUGAACACGCUGGUCAAGAUGCACCUGCGCUGCCCCUACAGCUGUCAUGAGCUGUUUGGCUUUGACAUCAUGCUGGAUGAGAACCUCAAGCCUUGGGUGCUGGAGGUCAACAUAUCACCAAGUCUCCACUCCAACACAGCUCUGGACGUGGCCAUUAAGGGUCAGAUGAUCAGAGAUGUGUUGAACCUGGCUGGUUUCAUUCUGCCCCAGAAAGAAGAGGUGCUUCCCUCCUGCAGCUCCACCAGCAGUCUGUGUGGAGGGACACGGGAGAGAUCCAGACCUGAGAUUUCUACUGAUGAGAAAGUCAAGCGGGCCUUCUACCUGAGCCAGCGCUUCGCAGACCAGGAUUUCUUCUCCUCCAUCCUGGACGUUAUGACUCCAGAGGACGUGCGUGUCCUGGCUGAGACUGAGGACGAGCUGAGCAGGAAGGGAGAGUUUGAACGAGUGUUCCCCUCCCACUGCUCCUCACGAUACCUACGCUUCUUCGAACACCCGCGCUACCUCAACAUCCUGCUCAACCAGUGGGAGACCAAGUAUGGACAGAACAAGAGUGAAGGGAUCAGUGUGCUGAGGACUCUGUGUCAGAAAGGAGUCCACCUAGGAACCACAGACGCUGCACAUAUAUGGUCCAAGUCGACCUACGUUCCCAAGGCUGAUCACCCCAGGCAGGAGCCAAGCAGGUCGAGUGUGGUGGUGAGCCACAUAACCAGGUUCCAUCCAGACCAGGAGGAGUAUCGGGAGGUGCGGAGCGUCUCCACCUCCUCGCCCAGCCCCUCUCCCUCCCCCUCCCCCAGCCCCUCUCCCGGCUCUACAGCAGGGCUCUACAGCAGGGCGCUACAGCGGGGCUCUACAGCGGGGCUCUACAGCGGGGCUCUACAGCGGGGCAUUACAGCGGGGCUCUACAGCGGGGCUCUACAGCAGGGCCCCUGCACCGUCUGCUCUUCUACCCAGCCUCUCCUCAGCCCCCAGCCCCAGCCAUGGAGCCCCUCCGCAGCCCCCAGCCCCAGCCAUGGAGCCUCUCCUCAGCCCCCAGCCUCUUCUCAGCCCCCAGCCUCUUCUCAGCCCCCAGCCCCAGCCAUGGAGCCUCUCCUCAGCCCCCAGCCCCCAGCCUCUCCUCAGGCCCCAGCCCCCAGCCUCUCCCCAGCCAUGGAGCCUCUCCUCAGCCCCCAGCCCCAGCCCCCAGCCUCUCCUCAGCCCCCAGCCCCAGUCAUGGAGCCUCUCCUCAGCCCCCAGCCCCAGCCAUGGAGCCUCUCCUCAGCCCCCAGCCCCCAGCCUCUCCUCAGCCCCCAGACCCAGCCAUGGAGCCUCUCCCGGAGGUAA